Messenger RNA from Microtus ochrogaster (prairie vole), 4817 nucleotides. It is a transcript of the gene Ccdc9b, whose product is annotated as coiled-coil domain containing 9B. The record is from RefSeq and is a predicted model, not a curated record. NCBI's taxonomy places the organism in Eukaryota, Metazoa, Chordata, Mammalia, Rodentia, Cricetidae.
CGGUGCGUCACCGUUGCUGGGAAAGGACACAGUCUGACUCAGUGGGAACAUCCGGCAGGAAGGGAGGAGGGUACACAGUAGCAUUUGCAAGCAGGACGGGAACUGGGAGCUGUGCUGCGGAGAUGGGGUGUGGGGCCAGGGGGGAAAGCCUGGACAGCAAAGGGGCUGAGGAUGAUGGCAAGAAAACACAGAGACAGGAGGCAAUGGUGAGGGAAAAGAGCUGAGCUGGUCAGUCAGGGACCUCAUUCAAGGCCUAUGUCCUCAUAAGUACUGAAGCUGACCUAGGCACCCCUGGGCUGAGAGACUGGCCUCGGCUGUGCAAGGACUGCUAGGGAAGGAGCCCGUGUCCUUUCUGGGGAUCCGAGGGUCUGGAAAGGUCCUCCCUGGAGUACAAGACAGAGAAGGGUCCUGACUGCUCCUGAGUGGAAAUGUUAGGGACCCCAGAGAAAGGCCAUCUCAGCCUUGGUAAGGGGCUGGUGACCCAGAGAGUUAGGCCUUCAGGAGUGGUCGUGCUCGGAGUGCAGAGAAACCAUGUUCAACCUCAGGGACCAGAUGACGGGGAGGGGCUUUUGAGGUCUGUGAUGGUGUGUGCCGGCUGGGGAAGAGGGUUCUUCACGCUUGGCUAAUGACUUAAGCCUCUGCUGAUUGGACAGCCAGUAGGAGAGCGGAGGAAUGCCUGAGGUGAGGCCCUCAGGGUGUGGAGCCUGCAUCCCUUGCCUUUUCUCCUAUCGUGAGGGUGAAGGCCUCGGCGGGCCUCCCAUUCUGCUGCAGGCAAAUACAGGCAGGGGUCUUCCCGGGGUUCAGGACCACAGGUUAAGGUGGGCCCUGGGUGCCCAGGCCUCCUGUGUGGGGACACUGAGGCAGGGCAGGGAGAGGUGUUAGACAAGACCAGCUGGCUGCUGGUGCCCUGGUCCUCGCCCUCUGAGAGUGGAAGGGUGGGGGUGGCGGCUGGCCAGACGUUCCUGGCUGGGAGCCCAGAGCACUCUCUGGUAAUCACAACAUGAUCUCUUGUGCUGAGCAGAGAAGCUGAAGCCGGCAGGGAGAGGCAGACAGGCCCGGCUCUGGUGGCUCCAGCUUCCCUCCAGCUCUGGCUCCCGGGGCUGCUUUGGAAUCCUCUCAGUGACUGCUAUUUCCAUGAACUUGGCUGGACCUCACAGAGCUGAGUCCACAAUGCGCAGGCACGAGGACAAAGACGCCGAGCUGGACCGCAGGAUAGCUGCCCUGCGCAAGAAGAACCAGGCCUUACUGCGCAGGUACCAGGAGAUCGAGGAAGAUCGUCGCCAGGCAGAGCAGGAGGGCAUGGCUGUGACCACACCAGGGCUCUUCCAACCUGACAGCCUCACAGUGACCAUCAGCCAGGUUCCUGGUGAGAAGAGGGUGGUCAGCAGGAACUGGGCCAGGGUGCCCCCUGGAAGGAUUGAUGCACUGACAGAUGACAAUGCUGCCGCCUCGAUGGGCACUUUCUGCAUGGGGGACCGGGUGGAACUAGCUGUCACCAUGGAAAACAAAGCCAGGGCCAAACGGAUCGUGAGUGAAAAACCCACCACCCAAGCAAGGACCCCAAGGGCAAAGGGGACAUCUGGAGGAGUCCGGGGCCAGAGCUCUCCCCUGCAGAUGGGUUUCAGCCCAGAUUCAGCAGGGAAGGGCGGUCUGGAGCCCCGGAGUCCAGGCGUGUCCCCAGGCCCACCUCCCCAACAGCCUGUGGGACUCCCCCCAGAGGCCAACUGGGACUACAAGCACUGGAAGCAGGAGCGAGGGCAGAUUGACCUGGCCCGUCUUACCAGGCACAAAAAUGCACAGGGUGACUGGAGCCGCCCGUGGGACCUGGAUAAAGCCAAGUCCAUGCCACAGAACUGCAGCAAGCCUAGAGAUAAGAACUGGACCCCAGGCAGAAAGGGUCCUAGGACCCAUCAGAAGCUACAGCCCCCACCACCAUCCAUGGAUGGAAAGCGUCGGGGUGAACAAUCUGGAAGACCCUCGGUGACACCCACCAUAGGCAGCAAAGCCCAGGGGAAGGAGAGGCUGACUGGCAGAGCCCGAAGGUGUGGCCUGAAAGAAGACGAGAAGCUGCAGAGCCAGGAGGGAAGUCAGAGCACCACGAAGACUCCCAGUACAGAGGAAGAGCAUGAACAAAAGCAGAAUGAAAUGGAACCAGGCAGACAGGAGACCAUCCCUGCCAUCAGUCCAGCUCUGGCCUCCCCAGAGGGACUUAAAGAGGAGUCAGGAACCUCUACUACCGUCAGUGUGGCCCUAGACACCCCACAAAAUUCUGAUUUGGCUCCCCUUGACCUCUCUCUAGGAGGAGCUAGCAGCCCCAAGCCUGAAAAAAGUACAUGUAGACUCAGUACAAGGUGUGGGGUUCCAGAAAGUCCAGUACCACGGCCAAAUGGUUCUGAGCAGCAGACCUUGGCAAGGAAUGACCACCAGUCUGGGUUGGCAGGCUGCAUUGAUACUGAGCCACUGAAAGAAGCAGAGGCCUCGGAGUCCAAAGAGGACCAGGCAGGUAAAGCUGGGGCCCAGCAGAACCUGGCACUGAGAAGCAGGGCCCCCAGAGGAACUGGCCAAAGGGCAAGAGGCACAAGUAGAAGAACUGGGGCAGGAGGCCCUGGCCCUGCAGGAAGCUGCUGAGCAAAGCUCAUGGGAGUUGGGGAGCCAGGCUGUGGAGGAGAGAACUCAAUCAAGAACCUUCUAUGGGACAGGGGUCUGGCUGCUUGUGGCUUGUACCUUUGUGGUCGAGCAGUGUGGCAAAAUUCCGCAGGGGCACCGCGUGAGGGCCUCCUAUGCACAUCUCUCUACGCAAGUGGGCUUUUCCAUAUGGGCAAGGACCCUGGCACAUUUGCCACACUGGGCUCUCUUGUCCAAGGAUGGUAUCCCUGGCCUGGGCCUAUUGCUACCUAGGAUAGGGCCCUUCCCACAAAGCAAGAGUUGGUAGUACCCCAGAAUGUGGGUCUCCUGGCUCCUUGUCAUUCCACAUUGCCAGGUCUCCCCGCCCAGUCAGAGCUUUCGAGUUCCUCAGCUUUAGGCAGUCUCAGUGCUGGUGUGGCCAGCCCAGCCCCUUUCUGAUACCCAUGCCUGCAUCCAGGUGACUCACAGUCCUGGCCUUCCAAGAUGGCCAAACUGGGAUUUCAACAAUUGCCCAAGGCCCAUAAAAAGUGGGUUGGGGCUCAUGGCUGUCAGGAACAAGGUUGGAGUGGAAGGCUUCUUGAGGGAAGAGAGGCAUCGGAGGGCCUCUUCUUUGAUCUGGGCUAGGCUUCUCUUGUCUGUGGCCACAGGUGAAUGGGAGAGUUCACUGGCAGGUACUGAGUCUGCCUCUUCUAUAUGCAGAUCAGACAUCGUGGGCACCCUGAAUGGACCCUGCAGACAGGGCCAUUUCCUUCCUUCCUCCCUCCCUCCCUCCCUCCCUCCUUCCUUCCUUCCUUCCUUCCUUCUGCAUUUCCCCUCACCAGGGCUGUGCAGAAGCCAGCACAUAGGCGGAGACAGAGGAACAGCAACCUCAGCUCAGUACGACACCGGGAUGUGUUGUUCUCGCUCCGUCUCCAUCCAGGCCCCUCCCACAGGGCCCACGUCUGGUGAAUUAUCCAGACUCUGCACAAGCUGUGGCUUCCUUUCAAUACAACAAACAUUUCCUGAGCAUCUUCUCCCAGUGAUCCAGUCAGUGGGCGAGGGCAACUCUGCCAGCAGGAGGGAGGGAAGGAGCUCAGUCAUCGACAGCUCCAGGCUGAAUGGCAAGUGCUGUUCUCUGUAGAUGCCUGGCAGCCUUGGGUAUGACGAGGGUAGCAGCCUGAGAGAGCCACCCCACCUUUGCUUCCCUCUUUUGAUAUGGCCUGUGCCCUUGCUCCCAGGCCCUCAUCUGGAUAGCACCAUGCAGCCCCUCCCCUUUUUUCUCUACAGGGUGUGUGUGUGUGUGUGUGUGUGUGUGUGUGUGUGUGUGUGUAUGUGGUGGGGGUCUCACAACAAUCCUCUGAAACUCUAGGGAAAGCCCACACCAUCUCCAUCUUUACACGUGUGGCCUGAAACCUGGGCUCCAGUCUUGGCCUUCCUUCCUGGCUCUUGGGUCUAUUGCCUCUACUCAGGCAGUGUGAAUCUUCAAAGCAGGUCAUGUUGUUUAGAGACUUCUCGUACUCCGUGUGCAGGUUAAACCCAGGGGGUCUGGGGAAGGUCUGGGUGUUUGCUUUUCUAGUAAGUCCCAGGUGAGGGAGGCUGCUCUUUUUGGCCUGAAGCACCCUUCGAGGAGUCGGGUUCUGGAGUGGAGUGUGUGAAGAAUUCAGGUUAGAGUGAAGUCUACACUCUAAGGCCAGUUGCUGGCAAUGCAGGACCUAGGGGAGUGCUGGCCCUGCCGAGCAGAAGAGGCUUCCUGGCUUCUGAGGCUCCUGCAGAAGAACCUUUGGGCAGUGGGUAGUGGAGUCUGCUCUACAGUGGAUGAAAACGAAGCUGGCUAGGGAGGGAUGUGACAGGAUGAGGCGGGCAGGAGGGUCAGAGGAAGUUUGGAGAGGCAGAAAAACAUUCUUGUACAUGUGAGACAUGCCUGGGCCAGAAUGAAGGAUCCAAAUUCAAGUUUUUAUCCUGCCUUCCAGUCUCAAGUCUAGGUCUUUGGAGUGUGACACGGGCCCUGGAGUUCAUGACUCCUAAGAGAUAGGACUGGAACAGAGCAGGUUCAGGCAGAGUUCUUGAAUUCAGAUACUGCAAAGAAAUGAUGGUAAUCAAGAAUUCGAAUUCUUGGCUAGGGGUGCAGGUUGGGAGAGUUCAUUCUCAGCAUAUGUGAGGCCCUAGGUUCAAUCUCUAGGAUCCUCAAGACAGAGAGAGAGAGAGAGAGAGAG